AUGCAGCGGCCAAGUCCGGUGAAUUCGACCUCUAAAAAAGUUGUACGUCUCACACGAGUGAGACGUUCUGUAGAUAUGGGUGAUAGCGGUAACAUUAGCGCUAGUACUGGGACCUCCAGUUUACACGACCAGCCUGUGGAGAUGCCAUGUGCGUCAAAUGUGAAUCCCCCCAUGGAUGGUACUGCUGCAUCUGCUUCAUCUACUCCUGACGUCACGCAAGUUGUGAAUUCACUGGAGGAGGGCAAUGCAUUGGUGAAACGUCUACGGCAGCUGGAGAAUGAAAAUGCUUCUCUCGCCACUGCCCUUACGAAAGUGUGUGACGAUAACGCAAACCUGGCAAAGCAUGUAGUCAAGCAAGAGGCGAAGUGUGUGGCGCUCUCAACGAGUCCAAUUUCGGCGACUUCGGUGUUGCGUUCUCUCUUUGAGCCUGAGAAGGUUGGCUGGUUUGGUGGCUCGAAGACGGCAGCGCGUGAAAACUUGGAAAAGAUGAUGGAGGAGCUUCAAAAUGAGUUUCUCGAGUACCAGGCGAGCCAUGCCUCCUCCAAUGACGAGGUACAGGCACUCAUUGGCGAACUGCAGAGUGCCCACAUGAAUGCGCAGCAGCUUUCGAUCAUUCUGCAUGAGCAACAGGAGGUGAUUAGCCGCGGGCCGUUGAGCGUGGCGGUCCGCAUUUUUCCUCUUGAGACGGCGGCGGAGAGGGUGUCGCUCGUCGACCUGCGGCAUGAGUUGGAGCGCCGCUCGGAGCGAGAAAACGAGUUUCGCCAGGAGCUUAGCAGAGCACGAGAGGAGUUGCAGGUGAAAAUGGUGGAGAACGCGCGGCUGCAGCGGGACCUUCAGGCCCUGCGUCUGGAGGGCAACCAUAGUAACGAGGUGGAGCGGCAGUACAUGACCGACGAGAUCUCGCGGCUAAAGACGGAGGUGACGCAGCUGCGCAAGGCGCUGGCGACGGAAGAGCAGCUGCAUCGACUGAAAGUGGGCGAGAAUGCCGCUUUAUCGCAGCGAUUAAGUGAGACAGAGAGCCGUUUACACGCGUCCAACGCGGAAAUGCGGGCGCAGCCGUCUGAGGCUCCGUGUGAUCGCUGCGGUGAGUUGCAGCGGGAGUGUGACGUGGCGAAUGAGCGCUUGCAGACGGUUACGCGGGAGAUGCAGCAGCUGGGGAUGCGGCUGUCGGAGCUGAAGCAGGUGAACGAGCAGGAGGUGAGCGAGCUGCAGCGGGAGAAGUCGGAGCUUGAACAGAAAUUGAACCACAGCGUUGCACGCGACACGCUGGUGGCGGCGGAGUCGCAAAACAAACAUCUCCUGCAGGAGCUUGAGUUCACCUCUGCGCGGGUGAAGGAACUGGAGAAACUCAUCGAGCGGGAGCGCGAAAAGACCACCAGCGAUGCCGUCAAGAGCAGCGAUGAGGGCAGAGGGACGCUGAAGGACAGCGAGAUCCUUGAAGCGCUGGAGCGUAACCGGGAGCGCAUCGCGCGGGUUGAAUUUCAACGGGAUCAACUUAUUGAGGAGGCGAAGCAACUUCGAGCGGUUGCAGUCACGAAGGAGGAGGAACUCGUUCGACUUACCCGCGCGUCACAAGAAGACAAGCAGCGCAUCAAUUUUCUUUUGAAGCGCUGCGUGACGUUGACAGGGGAUCUAAACAACAGCAUCGCCGCAAAGGAUGCGCUUAAUGAGGAGUAUGAGAAUGCGCAGUUGAAGCUUAAAAAGUUGCUUCGUGAAGGGGAGGAAAUUGUACGGCUCCAACAACAAGUCACGGAUCUGAAGAAGGAGAACGAUGCUCUGCAGGAUCGUCUCUCAAAUGUGGAGGUGCUAGAGAAUAACCUUGUCAAGGCAAAGGAGACUAUUGCCUAUAUGGAGUUAGCAAAGAGUCAAACUAUAAACAUGAGUCAAUACGCCGAACUGCAAUCCAAGACGUCUAAGUUGGAAAACACUCUGGAGCCCAUCAAGAAACAGCUCGAGGAGGCACGGAAAGAGUUGGGACGCAUAAAAAAUGAAAACGAGAGUCUACAUGCAGUUUUGACACGACAGCAGAACACAAUUAAGUCGCACGAGGAGCAAAUGGAAGCGCUUCAGGCAAACGACGCCAAAAUGCGGGACAAAACGAAUCAACUCACCAGUGAGAAUACACGUCUGCGGGACGUAAAUGAGACGCUGGAAGCACAGAUGAACAACAUGCAGGAUGGCAUCAAGGAGAUGGCGGUGAAGUUGGAGCAGGAGCGCACACGGGCUCAGGUGGCGGCUGAGGCAACACACAAGGAAGAGAUUGCACAAUUGCGGCGUAAACUCGAGUCGGCAAAUGCAACCUUGGCGACGAUGCAAUCGACACAAGAGAACUUUGUACCGGAGGCCAUUCACAAGGCGGCCCUGGCGGAGAAGGGACAUGUUAGCGAGGAACUACGGCAAAAGACAUUUGAUCUUGACCGGCUAAAGUCUGAAAUCCUCAUCUACCGUCAAACGAUCAACGACUUGGAGACAGAGAACGAGGAGCACGUGCGGCAGAUUGAGUCUCUGCAAGAAAGCCAUAAAAGAGAUCUCACUGCCGCGGCAGACCGACUUUCGGCGGAAACAAAGAAAGUUACGGAGGCCAAUGAGGCGUUGGAGGGACUUCAAAUGCAGAUCAAUGAAUUUCAACAACGGGAGGAACAAUUGCUAUCGCGCCAGAAGGAAAUGGAAGAGGCGGCGCAGAAACACCGUCGGGCCUUUGAAGAUAAAUGUCGGCAGGAAGAGAAACUUCUUCAAACGGUUACCGCCACGAACCAGGAGAUGGAGACACAAAAUGAGGAGCUGACGAAAGUGAAGAGUGCACUGUUAGAAUACCAACGUCAAAAUGCGCAGCUGGAGUCCGAAUUGAAAUCUGGGGCGGCACAAGGACCGCGUCAACAAGAGGAAAUGGAGUCUGAGCUUGAAAAGCUCCGUGGCGAAAUUCAACGUGUAAACGCGGAGAAGGCUACUUUGGAGAUGGAACUCGGGAAGCUGCGAAGGACCACAAAAAAUGGUAGUUGGGAUGGCAAUGGUGGUGGAGGUGUGGAGAAUAGUGGUAGUAACAACAAUACCGAUAAUAAUAGUAAUAAUAGUAAUAGUAAUAAUACUGCGAUGAGAGGUAAAGGCGUCGGUGAUCAUGGUGGCCAUGUUAACAUGGAAACUGGGAUGUCCUCGGAUGCUGCCGUCCAGUACGCGCGGGCGGAGCAGCUGCAGAUGUCACUUAUUCAGGCCCAGCGUCAAUUGGAAGAGCAGAGAAAGGUUAGCGCGGAGGCGGCGGAGACAUUUGAUAGGGCGCUUGACAAGGCAGACGCUGAGGCCGAGGCGCUACGUGAGCGAAUUCAGCAAUUAGAGAGUGAUCUCCAUAGAAUGUCACAGGAGAGUGACGAGACACGCAGUUUGUCUUCUGCGCACCCAAAGAAACAAAAAAAGAAGAAGGCAGUCAAGAAGUCCCUCUCAACAAUGGCCAAUAUCGAUGACCUGCAGGAGACGGAUGUGCUGGCGGUGGCUGCCGCGGAUGAAGGGGUGCGGCAGCAGCAACAGCAGCAACUCGAGCAGCAACGUGAGUCAUUAGAGAAACUUGAACAGGAGUUAUCGACUCUCCGUGAUGAAAAUGUGCGACUUAAGGAGAAUAUUGCAACUCUCACGCAGGAAUUAUUAGGGGCUCAUGAUGAUCUUGAGCUGGCAAGAAAAGGUGCUGACUCGAAGACCGCCGAGCUGCGGGGGCAGAUUCAGUUAUUGGAGGCUCAGUUGCGGAACCGCUUGCCCAACACAGAUGGAGGAACCGAGUUGCACCGUCUUGCGGAGGAAAAUAGGCAACUUCAAUCGGAGGUGUCUUUACUUUCCGAUUCUAUGAAUGCGACAACGGGGAAUCCUGACGCGACGGUGCAGCGACUGAAGGCGGAACUCCAAGCACUUGCAAAGGAGCUUGUGCCGACGAAGAACAAACUUGUUGAGUACAUGGCAAUGGCAGAUAGACUGGGCAUUCAUUAUCCCUUUUCACCAGACAUGGAGGGGGUUGCUGUCCUUAGGCUUAAAGCAAUGCAUUUUGACACGGUAACGGGAAGAGUGCGGGCGUGCUCGGCCCCGCGACAACCAUACGCCUCGUCUUUUGACAAAAACGCGUUAUCAUCAUCGGGUGCCAAGAAGAAAAAAAGAGUGAAGAAGCGUCAGCCGCAGGGAAGUCAUGUCGAUGAACUUUCAGAUUUGCGGUAA
This is a messenger RNA of Trypanosoma cruzi, 4191 nucleotides long. RefSeq lists its product as uncharacterized. The coding region runs from base 1 to 4191 and encodes 1396 amino acids. The record is from RefSeq and is a predicted model, not a curated record. The transcript has a single exon. Lineage: Eukaryota; Euglenozoa; Kinetoplastea; Trypanosomatida; Trypanosomatidae.